GUCCAGCCUGGAGGAGCAAACCAUCUCUUGGAGCUCCUAGAGGGUCCCAAACUGCUCUCCCUGCUCCCAUACUGAAGCCGUAGAAGGGGCCUCUGUAGAAAGCCCGGAUUCUUGCUCCCCCCGCCCCCCCACCUCGCUUCGCGCCCCCAUCGAAGUCCACUGCUAGCCCUGGCAGGCAGCCCCCUUCCCUCCGCAGUAACUAGCUGGUCCCACCUCCCCACCGAGGCCAAGUUCAACAAGUUUGCCCAAGAAGCCCUGGAGCCUCCAUGUCUAGGCCUGGCUAUGCCCGUCUCCGUGGCUGGCUCCACCAGCUCGGAGUCGUUCAACACCGUGCCUUCUGGGAUCGGGAGGCGGUUUGUCGAGUGGCGCUGUCUGUAAGGGUGGAGGCCAAAGACUGGCAGCCCCUGGGUUCCGAGAUUCGGUGUGCAGGCUCGAGGUUAGGAGUGCGUCAUUGAGAGCAGGCACCUCAGCCGGCAGAGUCACAGUGGCAGCUUGGAGGCUUGGACACGGGUCCUUGAAGUGAUCUGGAGACCCCAGCACCACAUCUGCCACCAUUCCGUGCUGCAGGGACACCAUGGCUCCAGAAGAGGACGCUGGAGGGGAGGUCUUAGGAGGCAGUUUCUGGGAGGCUGGCAACUACAGACGGACGGUGCAGCGGGUUGAGGAUGGGCACAGGCUGUGUGGGGAUCUGGUUAGCUGCUUCCAGGAACGUGCCCGCAUCGAGAAAGCCUAUGCCCAGCAGCUGGCCGACUGGGCCCGCAAGUGGAGGGGCGCUGUCGAGAAGGGCCCACAGUAUGGCACUCUGGAGAAGGCCUGGCAUGCCUUCUUCACCGCGGCUGAGCGCCUGAGCGAGCUGCACUUGGAGGUGAGGGAGAAGCUGCACGGGCCGGACAGCGAGCGUGUGCGGACCUGGCAGCGAGGGGCUUUUCACCGGCCAGUGCUGGGUGGCUUUCGGGAGAGCCGGGCUGCAGAGGAUGGUUUCCGUAAGGCCCAGAAGCCCUGGCUAAAGAGGCUGAAGGAGGUUGAGGCUUCCAAAAAGAGCUACCACACAGCGCGCAAGGACGAGAAGACAGCCCAGACCCGGGAGAGCCACGCGAAGGCGGACAGUUCCAUGUCCCAGGAGCAGCUUCGGAAAUUGCAGGAGCGGGUGGGACGCUGCACCAAGGAGGCAGAGAAGAUGAAGACCCAGUACGAGCAGACCCUGGCAGAGCUGAACCGCUACACCCCACGCUACAUGGAGGACAUGGAGCAGGCCUUUGAGAGCUGCCAGGCUGCCGAGCGCCAGAGGCUUCUCUUCUUCAAGGACAUGCUGCUCACCUUGCAUCAACACCUUGACCUCUCCAGCAGUGACAAGUUCCAUGAACUCCAUCGAGACCUGCAGCAGGGCAUUGAGGCCGCUAGUGAUGAGGAAGAUCUGCGUUGGUGGCGUGGCACACACGGGCCUGGCAUGGCCAUGAACUGGCCACAGUUUGAGGAGUGGUCCUUAGACACACAGAGAGCAAUCAGCCGGAAGGAGAAGGGUGGCCGGAGCCCUGACGAGGUGACUCUGACCAGCAUUGUAGCUACCAGAGAUGGCAUCACCGCACCUCCACCCCAGUCCCCAGCGUGCCCAGCAUCUCCAGGCAGUGGGCAGGAUGAGGACUGGUCAGAUGAGGAGAGUCCCCGGAAGGCUGCCGCUGGGGUGAGGGUGCGGGCGCUUUAUGACUAUGCUGGCCAGGAAGCUGACGAGCUGAGCUUCCGAGCAGGGGAAGAGCUGCUGAAGAUGAGCGAAGAGGACGAACAGGGCUGGUGCCAGGGCCAGCUGCAGAGUGGCCGCAUCGGUCUCUACCCCGCCAAUUAUGUGGAGUGCGUGGGUGCCUGAGUGCCCUGACUGCCCUAUCACAGCGUCUCUCUAUCCUCGGCCAAAGCUCAACCCUUCCUGGACUGCUGGACCUGAGGGCCCUGAACCUGCUGCUGCUGCUGUCCCUCUGACUCCGGAGGAGGGAAGAUGUCUUAGGGCCCAUGAAGGGCUCUGUGUCCAGAAAGAGGCCGACAGAGUUUAGGUGGAGGGCAGGAAGGGAGGUUGGAGGGACACCGGUGCCUGGGCCUCCCGGGGAGCAUUUGGGUCAUCCCAGGAGUGGGAAUCCAGUCCCUCAACUGUCUGGGAGUUCCUGGGGUGAGGCUGGGGAGAACGUAGUUUGGGGCUAGCAGCACCCUCUUUUGUGACUUGUAGUGUGCAUUAAACUUGAUCAAGAAUAAAAACCCCA
Molecule: messenger RNA, 2246 nt
Organism: Peromyscus maniculatus bairdii (prairie deer mouse)
Lineage: Eukaryota; Metazoa; Chordata; Mammalia; Rodentia; Cricetidae
Gene: Pacsin3
Product: protein kinase C and casein kinase substrate in neurons 3
Biological process (GO): plasma membrane tubulation; regulation of endocytosis; cytoskeleton organization
Cellular component (GO): cytoplasm; endosome; plasma membrane
Molecular function (GO): phospholipid binding; protein binding
Source: RefSeq, a predicted model, not a curated record